AUGUCCAACACCCAUUCUGCAUCUAUAGAAGCCCGUCUUGAGACGCCAGGGAGCACAUGUGUUUUAACGUACGAGCGCCUGAACACCGAGGCUAUCAUCGGGUCUGUAGGAGACGAUGCGUCGGGCGCGACUGCGGUCUUCAUUGGCACGACACGUAAUUCUUUCAAAGGGAAGGUGGUCACCAAGCUUGAAUAUCAGGCGUACAGCAAGCUCGCGGUCCGAACAAUGUUGGACAUCAUCAACCAAGCUCGACUGUCCACAACCCACUCGUCCCAUCAUCCCACGUCUGAAAGUGUGCAAUCCUUGAUCCAUUGUGUCAUCUACCAUCGGUUGGGUACUGUACCAGUCGGCGAGCCUUCCAUCGUCAUUGCGGUGUCCUCACCUCACCGGCGGGAAGCAUUCGCCGCCUGCGAACAGAUACUCGAGGGCGUCAAGGCCAGAGCUCAGAUUUGGAAGAGGGAGUUCUACGAGGGAGAAAGCUCAGAAGAGGCGGAAUGGAAGACAAACGUCUAG
Heterobasidion irregulare TC 32-1 is the source of this 513-nucleotide messenger RNA. RefSeq lists its product as uncharacterized. Gene Ontology annotation, cellular component: cytosol. The coding region runs from base 1 to 513 and encodes 170 amino acids. Gene Ontology annotation, biological process: Mo-molybdopterin cofactor biosynthetic process. Lineage: Eukaryota; Fungi; Basidiomycota; Agaricomycetes; Russulales; Bondarzewiaceae. The transcript has 2 exons. The record is from RefSeq and is a predicted model, not a curated record.